CGCAAUCUGUGUCAAUUGCCGGGCGACGUAGCGCGAAUAAAGGCCGUAUCCUAUUUCUGACUGUGGGGUUUUAAGCCUGUGAGGCUGCGUUUAACCCCGUUUGUCUACAUGGCAGGUUUAUGGUUUAUGUUUUAAUUUUCCUGUUGCGUGUUUGUGGCCGACCAUCGCUGCAUCGUCACCGUGUUUUUGCGCUGUAAUGACAGGUUUUCAAGUUAGAGCGCACAGGAUGACGCCUUUCUCUGUGAUCGCUCGAUGCAAAAGGUGCACCAGGGAGGUUUCUGUCUUUGUGUUCAUAUUUUAUAUUCAAUAGACACCAGGGGGCUUUGAAGGGGGACAGAACGGUGCGACAACCACACACAGAAUGAGGAUUUUUUUUCCUUUCUGAAAAUCGGCGAUGUUAAUGAACAAUAAUUAAUCCUCGGGGCCAAGUUAAUUGGUUAAGGGGGUUAAAGCCACGUUUCGACUCGUUCAGCUGUGUAAUGUCCCAUUUUCGAGUGUAGUGAACGGCUCGUUGUCCAGGUUCACUGGGCUACAGGCAGAUCAGCAGGCAGCGGAGCAGACCUGAUUGUCUCGCAGAUAAAGAUGGUGUUUCGGAGUGAGGAGAUGUGCUUGGCGCAAUUGUUCCUGCAGUCCGGUUCUGAAUAUGACUGCAUUAGAGAGCUCGGAGAGCUGGGGCUGGUCGAGUUUCGAGAUCUUAACCCCAGUGUCAGCUCCUUCCAGCGGCGCUUUGUCAGCGAAAUCAAGAGAUGUGAGGAGAUGGAGAGAAUUCUGGGCUACCUUCUGAGGGAGAUCCAAAAGGCUCACAUCGCCAUCCCACAGGAGGAUGAGAGUCCACUGGCUCCUCCCCCCAGACAAGUCCUGGAGAUCAUGGAGCAGCUCCAGAGGCUGGAGAUGGAGCUCAGCGAGGUGGCAAGGAAUAAAGAGAAGCUGCAGAGGAACCUCCUGGAGCUCACCGAGUACACGCACAUGCUGAAGAUCACGGGGACCUUCAUACAUAGCCGCUCUAGACAUGAGGCUCUUGGUCCCCAGUAUGAAGAAUUCCCCACUAUGGAAACAGACUCAGUCACAGGAUGCACUGGUAUGCAGAGACUUGGAGCCAAGCUAGGGUUUGUUUCAGGUCUUAUCCAGCGGGUGAAGGUUGAGGCCUUUGAGCGUAUGUUGUGGAGAGUGUGUAAGGGUUACACCAUCCUCAGCUAUGCAGAAGUAGAUGAGAACCUGGCUGAUCUGGACACUGGUGAGAUAAACAAAAGUGUUGUGUUUCUUAUCUCUUUCUGGGGAGACCAGAUUGGACAGAAAGUUCAAAAGAUCUGCGAUUGUUACCACUGCCAUCUUUAUCCACACCCUGAGAAUGAUGAGGAGAGGGCAGAUGUGUUGGACAGCUUAAGGACUCGCAUCCAGGACCUUAACAAUGUGCUGCAUCGCACUGAGGACUACUUGAGGCAGGUCCUGCAGAAGGCUUCAGAGUCAGCCUACUCCUGGGUUGUGCAGGUGAAAAAGAUGAAGGCUAUAUAUCAUAUCCUCAACCUCUGCAGCUUUGAUGUUACCAAUAAGUGUCUGAUAGCUGAGGUGUGGUGUCCUGUCAGUGACCUGGCAAACCUACGGGGGGCGCUGGAAGAGGGCGCGAGAAAAGGUGAUGCCACUGUACCAUCCUUUGUGAACCUCAUCCCAAGCGCUGACACUCCUCCUACAAUGUUAAGAACCAACAAGUUCACAUCUGGCUUUCAGAGCAUUGUGGAGGCUUAUGGGGUGGGGGACUAUCGCGAGGUAAGCCCAGCUCCCUACACCAUCAUCACAUUCCCUUUUUUAUUUGCUGUGAUGUUUGGUGACCUUGGGCACGGGAUGGUAAUGAGUCUCUUUGCCUUAUGGAUGGUGCUGACAGAGAAAAAGCAGAAGAAGAAACGUUCCAACAAUGAGAUCUGGGCAAUGUUUUUCAGCGGGCGUUACAUCAUCCUAUUGAUGGGACUUUUCUCCGUCUACACUGGGCUGAUCUACAAUGACUGUUUCUCUAAGUCUCUCAACAUAUUUGGCUCUGGCUGGAGCAUCAAGGCUAUGUUCACAAGUCAGCAGUGGACAAACAAAACACUCCAAACAAAUGCUUUGCUCACAUUAGACCCUAAUAUUAGUGAUGUUUUCAGUGGACCAUAUCCAUUUGGCAUUGAUCCUAUAUGGAACAUGGCGGUGAACCGACUGUCCUUCCUCAACUCCUACAAAAUGAAGAUGUCAGUUAUUAUUGGGGUCAUCCACAUGAGCUUUGGAGUAGUGCUGAGUGUCUUCAAUCACUUGCACUUCCAACAGAAAUCUAAUGUCUAUCUGCUAUUUAUUCCCGAGCUGCUCUUCCUGCUCUGUCUCUUUGGCUACCUGGUCUUCAUGAUUUUCUACAAGUGGUUGGCAUUCUGUGCACGAGACUCCAACCAGGCUCCCAGCAUCCUCAUCCACUUCAUAAACAUGUUCGUCAUGCAGGGGCAGGAGAUCACUCCUCUGUACCCAGGACAGACUGGGCUGCAGAUUCUCUUAGUUGCCAUAGCUAUGCUGUCAGUUCCUGUGCUGCUGUUGGGAAAACCUAUUUACUUGUAUUGGAUAUUUCGUGGAGGUAAAAGCCUGCGCAGACUCAGGGGUUAUGAGAGGGUGAGGCGUGUAAGUGAGGAUGACAGUUCUGCAGCACCGUCCUAUGAAGAUGAUGAAGAGGAAGAAUUUGAUGAAAAGAGUGGCAAGGAAACUCUUCCCAAAGAGUUUGACUUUGCAGAUGUGCUCUUGCACCAGGCCAUUCACACUAUAGAGUACUGCCUGGGCUGCAUUUCCAACACUGCGUCCUACCUGCGUCUCUGGGCGCUCAGCUUGGCUCAUGCCCAGCUGUCGGAGGUGUUGUGGACCAUGGUGAUGCGCCUAGGUCUGAGGAUCACCACAAGAGUGGGGGUAGUGUUUCUGUUCCCUGUGUUCGGCCUCUUCGCUACACUCACAGUGUUUAUCCUACUAGUCAUGGAAGGCUUGUCGGCGUUCCUCCAUGCUCUCCGCCUUCACUGGGUGGAAUUUCAGAACAAAUUCUAUCAUGGGACUGGAGUCAAGUUUGUGCCCUUCGACUUCUCCCUUCUACCCUCUGUUUUUGAGCAAGAUGGCUUGCUUUAAAGAUAUGGACCCUGAUGUGCAGGAUAUGAGCAGAAGGAGACUUUCUGAUUAGAAAAGAUGCUGGAAUGAUUCACACUGUGAUAACGACAACAAACCUGCGAGACAGCGGAUUGAGACUCACUCUUGUAGCAACGUUUUUCAAGGUGAAGAUUUUUAAAAUGUUUUUGGCUGUGCUGACUGCCUUAUUACACUGUACCCAGCAAACCUCUGAACACACAGAGGUUCAAAGUCCUUGUUCUGUUCAUGAUUACAUUUUGUAGAUGAGAUACUGCUCAACACUACUUGUCACAACAGUUGGGUGAAUUUAAAUAUUUGAUUUGCAUUGUGCUAGAUAAACUGGUUUUGUAUUAUCUACAACAUGGUGUUUAAAAUGAACAGUUCAGCAGUACAAGGUAAGGUUUAAAUGCAUAUAUAUCAAAGAUCAUAUAAAGCUUUUGGCAGUUUUUUUUUUACUACUUCUCCAUGUGAGGGACGAAAAGCUGUGGGUAUCACAGUCUAGGUAAAAAACAAAAAAUGACAUCCUUUUUGUGAGGCAUCUUGUCACAAAGCACUUUGCAGAAAUGAUUGUACAAUUUAAGGUUUUCACUAAUGACCAUGAUGAUGCCAAAUGAAAAUAAUCAACAUUAGCUGUUUGCUUCUCUACUUAUUAAUGCAUUUAUUUAAACAUAGCUUCCCCUGUAACUCCAGCAAAAGUCAAGAAGCCUUAGGUCUUUCUCUGAUGAUACUACUUAUUGCAUUUCUUAAUGGUAAUAAAUCGUGGUAUUUAUUUAAAUUAUUGUCUGUACAAGAGUCUAAUAUUUUAUCAUUUUGAUGUGUUCUGAGAAAUGUAAGCAAAUAAAACAUUCAUGUUCCAUG
This is a messenger RNA of Monopterus albus (swamp eel), 3978 nucleotides long. It is a transcript of the gene atp6v0a2a, whose product is annotated as ATPase H+ transporting V0 subunit a2a. Gene Ontology annotation, biological process: vacuolar acidification; proton transmembrane transport. Gene Ontology annotation, molecular function: proton-transporting ATPase activity, rotational mechanism; ATPase binding. Gene Ontology annotation, cellular component: vacuolar proton-transporting V-type ATPase complex; vacuolar proton-transporting V-type ATPase, V0 domain; plasma membrane. The transcript has 20 exons. Bases 583 to 3123 code for a protein of 846 amino acids. The record is from RefSeq and is a predicted model, not a curated record. Lineage: Eukaryota; Metazoa; Chordata; Actinopteri; Synbranchiformes; Synbranchidae.